CAUAAAGAUGCUAAUACGUAUUCCACAGUAUGCAAUUAGCCACACACCGUCGGCCCCCAACUCAAUUAUAUCCCGCACCGACACCUACGGCCGCAACACAGGCACCCCUUUCUCCGUCUAUCCAGACCACGACGCCACGACUGUGAAAACUCUGAAAAUCUGGGAGGGCCGCGCGAGCGGCGACUCAGCGGGAUGAUGGGUAAUCACGGGCUUGCGUAUCAUCUGGUUCAACGACGAGCGCGGACGGCUCUACAACCACCCGCAGGACGGAGACCGGCUCAAGAUCCUGACAUUCGCGACCGAGGAAACGAUGACGGAAUGUAGUAUCCGGGCAGUGUAGCGCGUGGAUGGAAUCGAUAUCGUCACCAGCCGGGGCCAGCACUUGGUGGCGGGCGGCGAGGGAGGCACGCCUUACAGCAACGUGGCGAGAGGGUCGCUGGUGGGCUUUACGGGGAGUGCGGGAUGGGGUUGAUAAUAUUUCUGUCUUGUAUGGAUAAGGAUGGGGUUCUAGGGCUGUUCGGUGUGACCCUAUUGUACCAGGGAUCAAGCUGCUUACGCAGGCAGGACUACUAGGGAUAUAGGCGCUUUGGAGUGGAUUUACUGUACCUAGUACCUUAUCCUCGACCCCGAUAAUUGUCUCG
Aspergillus fijiensis CBS 313.89 is the source of this 641-nucleotide messenger RNA. RefSeq lists its product as uncharacterized. The transcript has a single exon. Lineage: Eukaryota; Fungi; Ascomycota; Eurotiomycetes; Eurotiales; Aspergillaceae. The record is from RefSeq and is a predicted model, not a curated record. The coding region runs from base 8 to 196 and encodes 62 amino acids.